AUGGACACAGACACAGGUGAAAGACAUCAGGGCGUGGCAGACAUCAGGGCGGGGCAGACAUCAGGGCGUGGCAGACAUCAGGGCGUGGCAGACAUCAGGGCGGGGCAGACAUCAGGGCGGGGCAGACAUCAGGGCGGGGCAGACAUCAGGGCGGGGCAGACAUCAGGGCGGGGCAGACAUCAGGGCGGGGCAGACAUCAGGGCGGGGCAGACAUCAGGGCGUGGCAGACAUCAGGGCGGGGCAGACAUCAGGGCGGGGCAGACAUCAGGGCGUGGCAGACAUCAGGGCGUGGCAGACAUCAGGGCGUGGCAGACAUCAGGGCGGGGCAGACAUCAGGGCGGGGCAGACAUCAGGGCGGGGCAGACAUCACGGCGGUAUAUAAAUAAAGAAGAUCAGGGCGGGGCAGACAUCAGGGCGGGGCAGACAUCAGGGCGUGGCAGACAUCAGGGCGGGGCAGACAUCAGGGCGUGGCAGACAUCAGGGCGUGGCAGACAUCAGGGCGUGGCAGACAUCAGGGCAGGGCAGACAUCAGGGCGGGGCAGACAUCAGGGCGUGGCAGACAUCAGGGCGGGGCAGACAUCAGGGCGUGGCAGACAUCAGGGCGUGGCAGACAUCAGGGCAGGGCAGACAUCAGGGCGGGGCAGACAUCAGGGCGUGGCAGACAUCAGGGCGUGGCAGACAUCAGGGCGUGGCAGACAUCAGGGCGUGGCAGACAUCAGGGCGUGGCAGACAUCAGGGCGUGGCAGACAUCAGGGCGUGGCAGACAUCAGGGCAGGGCAGACAUCAGGGCGGGGCAGACAUCAGGGCGUGGCAGACAUCAGGGCGGGGCAGACAUCAGGGCGUGGCAGACAUCAGGGCGUGGCAGACAUCAGGGCAGGGCAGACAUCAGGGCGGGCAGACAUCAGGGCGUGGCAGACAUCAGGGCGUGGCAGACAUCAGGGCGUGGCAGACAUCAGGGCGUGGCAGACAUCAGGGCGUGGCAGACAUCAGGGCGUGGCAGACAUCAGGGCGUGGCAGACAUCAGGGCGUGGCAGACAUCAGGGCGGGGCAGACAUCAGGGCGGGGCAGACAUCAGGGCGGGGCAGACAUCAGGGCGGGGCAGACAUCAGGGCGGGGCAGACAUCAGGGCGUGGCAGACAUCAGGGCGUGGCAGACAUCAGGGCGUGGCAGACAUCAGGGCGGGGCAGACAUCAGGGCGGGGCAGACAUCAGGGCGGGGCAGACAUCAGGGCGGGGCAGACAUCAGGGCGUGGCAGACAUCAGGGCGUGGCAGACAUCAGGGCGGGGCAGACAUCAGGGCGGGCAGACAUCAGGGCGUGGCAGACAUCAGGGCGUGGCAGACAUCAGGGCGGGGCAGACAUCAGGGCGGGGCAGACAUCAGGGCGUGGCAGACAUCAGGGCGUGGCAGACAUCAGGGCGUGGCAGACAUCAGGGCGGGGCAGACAUCAGGGCGGGGCAGACAUCAGGGCGGGGCAGACAUCAGGGCGUGGCAGACAUCAGGGCAGGGCAGACAUCAGGGCGGGGCAGACAUCAGGGCGUGGCAGACAUCAGGGCGGGGCAGACAUCAGGGCGGGGCAGACAUCAGGGCGUGGCAGACAUCAGGGCGUGGCAGACAUCAGGGCGUGGCAGACAUCAGGGCGGGGCAGACAUCAGGGCGUGGCAGACAUCAGGGCGGGGCAGACAUCAGGGCGGGGCAGACAUCAGGGCGGGGCAGACAUCACGACAUCAGGGCGGGGCAGACAUCAGGGCGUGGCAGACAUCAGGGCGGGGCAGACAUCAGGGCGUGGCAGACAUCAGGGCGUGGCAGACAUCAGGGCAGGGCAGACAUCAGGGCGGGGCAGACAUCAGGGCGUGGCAGACAUCAGGGCGGGGCAGACAUCAGGGCGUGGCAGACAUCAGGGCGUGGCAGACAUCAGGGCAGGGCAGACAUCAGGGCGGGGCAGACAUCAGGGCGUGGCAGACAUCAGGGCGUGGCAGACAUCAGGGCGUGGCAGACAUCAGGGCGGGGCAGACAUCAGGGCGUGGCAGACAUCAGGGCGUGGCAGACAUCAGGGCGUGGCAGACAUCAGGGCGUGGCAGACAUCAGGGCGUGGCAGACAUCAGGGCGUGGCAGACAUCAGGGCGUGGCAGACAUCAGGGCGGGGCAGACAUCAGGGCGUGGCAGACAUCAGGGCGGGGCAGACAUCAGGGCGGGGCAGACAUCAGGGCGGGCGUGGCAGACAUCAGGGCGUGGCAGACAUCAGGGCGGGGCAGACAUCAGGGCGUGGCAGACAUCAGGGCGUGGCAGACAUCAGGGCGUGGCAGACAUCAGGGCGGGGCAGACAUCAGGGCGGGCGACAUCAGGCGGGCAGACAUCAGGGCGGGGCAGACAUCAGGGCGUGGCAGACAUCAGGGCGUGGCAGACAUCAGGGCGGGCAGACAUCAGGGCGGGCAGACAUCAGGGCGUGGCAGACAUCAGGGCGGGCAGACAUCAGGGCGGGGCAGACAUCAGGGCGGGGCAGACAUCAGGGCGUGGCAGACAUCAGGGCGGGCAGACAUCAGGGCGUGCAGACAUCAGGGCGUGGCAGACAUCAGGGCGUGGCAGACAUCAGGGCGUGGCAGACAUCAGGGCGGGCAGACAUCAGGGCGUGGCAGACAUCAGGGCGUGGCAGACAUCAGGGCGUGGCAGACAUCAGGGCGUGGCAGACAUCAGGGCGGGGCAGACAUCAGGGCGGGGCAGACAAUCAACACAGGGGAACCAGACAGGAACUACAAAUAA
Messenger RNA from Knipowitschia caucasica, 2757 nucleotides. The record is from the annotation of a GenBank genome assembly. Lineage: Eukaryota; Metazoa; Chordata; Actinopteri; Gobiiformes; Gobiidae.